CUGACGUCACAAUCGGGGACUAGAAUCGUUACCGCAAGGGCACCGGCGAUUCUCGCACCGCACCCAAGCAGGAAAGCGAGAAGAAAAUCGCGUGAAAAGACGUUCGAGUGCGUUUUAGGUGCGUGAAAAGUGCGUCCAUCGCAUGUUCCGUGCACGAAACAGCCUCACAUGUUCAUAAUCAGUGUCCGAGUGAAUUUGUAUGGGUGUAAGCGGAUGUAUUCGUGAUUUUGUGACGACCAUAGGAUAGUAUAGCCAGUAGUGGAUCGGGACAGCCGAGGCCGAUUGGAAAAGCGUUCGUUGUGCCAUAGAGAGUGUUGGGCAGUAUGAACGAAUUGGAUUCUUUGAGACAAGAAGCCGAGACACUCAAAAAUGCCAUCAGAGAUGCCCGUAAGGCGGCGUGCGAUACGUCUUUGGUACAAGCGACUGCCAGCCUUGAGCCCAUCGGUAGGGUGCAAAUGCGAACUAGGCGCACUCUCAGGGGUCACUUGGCGAAAAUCUAUGCGAUGCACUGGGGUUCCGACAGUCGUAACCUCGUAUCAGCGUCCCAAGAUGGUAAACUCAUCGUCUGGGAUUCCCACACCACCAAUAAGGUUCACGCGAUCCCCUUGCGCUCCUCCUGGGUGAUGACGUGCGCGUACGCCCCCUCCGGCAGCUACGUCGCCUGCGGCGGGCUGGACAACAUCUGCUCCAUCUACAGCCUAAAGACCCGCGAGGGCAACGUCCGCGUGAGCAGGGAGCUGCCCGGCCACACCGGCUACCUGAGCUGCUGCCGCUUCCUCGACGACAACCAGAUCGUGACGAGCUCGGGCGACAUGAGCUGCGCCCUCUGGGACAUCGAGACCGGCCAGCAGGUGACGUCGUUCCUCGGCCACACCGGCGACGUUAUGUCGCUGUCGCUGUCGCCCGACAUGCGCACGUUCGUCUCGGGCGCGUGCGACGCCUCGGCGAAGCUGUGGGACAUCAGGGAGGGGCUGUGCAAGCAGACGUUCCCCGGACACGAGUCGGACAUCAACGCCGUCACGUUCUUUCCGAACGGCUAUGCGUUCGCGACGGGCAGCGACGACGCCACGUGCAGGCUCUUCGACAUCCGGGCCGACCAGGAGCUGGCGAUGUACAGCCACGACAACAUCAUCUGCGGGAUCACGAGCGUGGCGUUCAGCAAGUCGGGCCGGCUGCUGCUGGCCGGCUACGACGACUUCAACUGCAACGUGUGGGAUUCGAUGAAGACCGAGAGAGCAGGUAUCCUAGCGGGCCACGACAAUCGAGUAAGCUGUCUAGGCGUCACAGAGAACGGCAUGGCGGUAGGAACAGGAUCUUGGGACAGUUUCCUGCGCAUUUGGAACUAGACAGUGUUGCCAAAAAUUAAAUGUAAUUAUUCGUAUCUCACCUGCAUCACAAUAUUCUUUUUCGUUCUUUUCCAAGUAUAUCUUCCAUGCCGCAAGCAUUUAAAACUAAAGUCACAGUAACACUUUUUUAUUUCCAUUUUUGUAUUAUAGGAUUUUAUCUGUUAUAGUCGUUCUUGUUCUUGCUUAUUAGUCUUCAUUUUUAUAUAAAUAUGUAGUUUGUGAUUACUUGUUUAUUUGUAAGGUACUAUUUGUUAUAUAUGAUUUUCUUUGUCAGAAGUCCAGCUUCUACAUGUAUUUAUUACGAGUAUUUUAGAGAAAAAAAAAAGUUUAAUGUGAAAAUUAUUUAAUAAAACAGUAUUUUUAGUUCUCUUUUUUUUAUUUUAUUUUUUUUUUCGUUCUUUUAUUUUCAUGUGAUGUGGGUGAGAUUGAACAAUCGAGGAAUCAGUACGUAUGUUUGGAGAGUAUUAGUUCCAAAUCUUUUGGUUAGAGAAGUGCAAAACUAACACAUGACCAAUGUUUAGUAAAAGUUUUUGCAUUUUUACAUGAGCGAAUUUGGGUUGAGAGUGCGAGUGAGAUAGAACACGGUUAAAAACAGAUUUUUUACUACUAACUGCCUAUUUGUCCAUAUAAAAAUGCAAUAAUUUUGUCGAUUUAUAAUGGCAUAUGUCCUAGUCUGUAUUACCAAAAAAAAAAAGAAACUUUCACACAAAUCAUGUGCCAUAACCUGAAAUUUUCGCACACAACCUCAGAGCCGUCAAAGUCAGCGUCACAAAGUACCAAAUUGAUUUUUCACGUGUGACGUUUAACCAAAAACGUGUAAGAACUGGCAGCCGGUAAAAAUCAAAGUUGAGAUACUGCCUCAAUAUUAAAACCUGUGAAAGCAGUGUUCCAUUAAUUAAUUUCGUCACUUCAUACUAAAAAAGAAAAACCCAAAAAAAUCAUCACGUGAUUAAGUCACCGCGUUCCGUUGAGUCACCUUUUCGUUCUUGUACAUAUUGAGUUCCUGGUUGUAUUGCAUUUUUAGGAUACAUCAUCAUGUCUUACAUAAAUAGGAAAAAAAAGAAAUUUACGAUAAUAUAAUAAUAAAUAGCUUUUGCUUGUCAGAUGAAUGUGAAUACAGAGAUGUGUGUUUAAACUCUUGACACAGAGACCGUUUUAUAAGCCAAAAUCUCACUAAUUUAACGAUUUUCGUUUAUGCACGGCCAGCCGUCGGCGCGGCGCGCCCGGGCCCCCCGGGCGCGCCGCCCCUUGCGAGUAUUUAUUAAUAAUGUGGAUUGCGUGGUAGUUGUGCGAGUGUGGUCGCGACAGGGCGAACCUGAGCCGUGCGCGCGGACCGUUCACUAAACCGCGACCAAUUUAAACAAAAUCUGAUCCGGCGCACCACCGGCCGGAGGAAGGGCUCAUCUAUUGGUCGCCUUUUCCUGAUGCAGCCUGUUGCCGGCCCGCCUUUUGUAUGCACCCGGGGCCGGCAGCAGGCUGGUUCCGCGCACAACAUCUUUUAUACAGACUAUAUCAUACGCAACACCUCUGCGGCGGGGAAUGUCGAUUUUCCGCGUUGGCAGACCUGUCGUGCGCGCGCGGGUGUUUUUAUAUUUAUAAGUAAUGUCACAAUAUGAAUAUUAAAAGAACAAAAUAAAUUUUAUUGUCUCGAUUAUAAUCAACCGCUAUUGUUUACGAUUAUGGGCACAACAAAAGCGCAGUGUAGCAACUGUUUUUUUAAGAACGCUGGUUUUUAGAUUAUCGCAACACUUUCUAUCCCUCGUCCCUUCGUUGUGUUGACUUUUGUACGCGACGUCAUCAAUACUGGACACGCGGUCCGGCACAAAUUCUAAUGGCGCAUUUUAAAAUGAGAACUUUUUGGUUAUGUUUCGCAUAGCGUGUGGUCACGGGAUUUUUAUAUUCUUGUGGUGGCAUGCGGUUUUUUUUCAAUGUAGGUUAGAUUGUACUUUUUUAUUGUUAAUGAUUUAAAUUAAAAGCGUAUGGUGUAUGACUACUAUAGCAAACUAUAUGUUAUAUUGUAACGUAAUAAAUAAAUAAACAACA
Zophobas morio is the source of this 3389-nucleotide messenger RNA. It is a transcript of the gene Gbeta13F, whose product is annotated as guanine nucleotide-binding protein subunit beta-1. The record is from RefSeq and is a predicted model, not a curated record. The transcript has 5 exons. NCBI's taxonomy places the organism in Eukaryota, Metazoa, Arthropoda, Insecta, Coleoptera, Tenebrionidae. The coding region runs from base 324 to 1346 and encodes 340 amino acids. Gene Ontology annotation, cellular component: heterotrimeric G-protein complex; cytoplasm. Gene Ontology annotation, molecular function: signaling receptor complex adaptor activity; protein binding. Gene Ontology annotation, biological process: G protein-coupled receptor signaling pathway.